Molecule: messenger RNA, 2695 nt
Organism: Magallana angulata
Lineage: Eukaryota; Metazoa; Mollusca; Bivalvia; Ostreida; Ostreidae
Product: nicotinamide/nicotinic acid mononucleotide adenylyltransferase 3-like
Exons: 10
Coding region: 156-1331 (391 amino acids)
Biological process (GO): NAD+ biosynthetic process
Molecular function (GO): nicotinate-nucleotide adenylyltransferase activity; nicotinamide-nucleotide adenylyltransferase activity
Source: RefSeq, a predicted model, not a curated record
UUACAUAUCAUACAGAUCUUGGUCUGAUUAAAUGAAGCAUUCAUAAAAUGGUCGGACUAUUCACAAUAUUACUGAAUUAUAAGCAACCAAAAAAAAUUAAAACAUAAAAUAUAAUACUCAUUAGAAAAUUACCGGUUUCCGAGCCAGAUAUUAUAAUGACGGAUGAGUUUCCGUCAACAACAGAAGACGCAGCAGCACGUUCAGACUCGGAGGAUACGAUGAGCAAUCCCACCAAAUGUGUUCUGUUAGCUUGUGGAUCUUUCAACCCUGUGACAAAUAUGCAUUUACGAAUGUUUGAGAUAGCUAGAGAUGCUCUCCAUAGGACCCAGAAAUUUUCUGUGGUGAAAGGGAUAAUUUCUCCAGUCAGUGAUGGGUAUGGUAAAAAGGAUUUGCUGCCUGCUAGUCAUCGGUGUGAAAUGCUCAAGUUGGCUCUAAAGUCCAGCAACUGGAUCAAUAUGGACACCUGGGAAUGUGAACAAAGCAAAUGGACAGAAACAGCCAAAGUGUUAAAAUACCAUCAAUCCAAGGUAGAUAGAGAGAGCAACAUGAGAUCCAAACCAGCGCCCACAAAGAAGAGGAGAAAAGACCUCCGUAAUGUUCAGAUCAACAGCAAUGACAAUGAUUAUGACGACAUGUCGGUAGAUGAUCACAAUGCGAUCAAUGCGGCCCUGAAGAAGGACAGUGUCAGUGUUAGAUUACUGUGUGGAGCAGAUUUACUGGAAUCAUUCGGAACCCCUGGCCUUUGGGCAGACAAAGAUAUUGAGGAAAUAGUUGGAAAGUAUGGACUUGUGUGCAUUACAAGGGAAGGGUCAGAUCCUAGAAAGUUUAUAUAUGAAUCUGAUGUAUUAUCAAAGUAUCAGGAAAAUAUCAUCAUUGUAACAGAGUGGAUAUUCAAUGACAUUAGUUCUACAAAAAUCAGGCGUGCUCUGCGGCGAGGAGAGAGUGUGAAAUACCUUUUACAGGACGUUGUGAUAGAUUACAUCCGAGCGAAUCAUUUGUAUGGCGUAGAGGACAAUAAGUAUAUAAAUGACAUUAUUCCCUCCCCAGUAGCGGAGAAUGCUGUGUCCGACGUACAGUGGCCAAACUCGGAGGGGCCAAGCUCAGAGUACGAGGAGGUGCCAAGGUCUCCAAAGAGGAUCAAUGAAGAUCCUUUCGAUGGGCCCCCAUCUCCCAAGUCUCCUCGUCAUGUUCCUUGUAUGGGCCCAGAUUUAGGAUCUUUGGUCAGAAGAGUCAGAAAUCUUUCGACAGGGGAUGUUUCAACAUCACCAAGUGGAAAACCAAUGAGUAUGUGCUAUUGUCAGAACCCAAAGACUGGCUAUGUACUGUGGUAACGGUCCCCUAUGUGACUGCUUUAUUCACCCCUGCUGUCAAAUUGAACAUUUUCAGAGUAAUUACAUUCUGCUUGUGUGAAUAUUUGUGUGUACUAUCUGUGUUUUGAAGAAAAAAAAGUCCAAAAAAAUUAUUUCACAAUAACAUUGCAUCAUUAGAAGGUACAGUUGAAGUUUGAUAUCUCGGACACUGAUAUCUCGAAUACUCGGAUAUUUUGAAGCUUUUAAACAGUCCCAGUUUGACUGUAUAUAUAUAAAAAUUUUACCAUGUUCCUAUAAUAUAUCAUCUGUGAAUUGGUAUUUACCUUCAUAUGGUAAUGUUCAUGUUUUGCCAAAUUUUCUGUAAAUUCUGUAUGUAAUUGUGUCAAUUUGCUACAGUGUACAAAUAUGUUCAAAAUAUGCUUUAUAAAAUUUUGUGCUACCAAUAUUUAUAUAAAUUAGAAUUAUGAUGUGUACCUCUAGUUGGAGAUAGUGAAAUUUCCAAUCUUUGUUAUGGCUCUGGUUCUGACAUUUUUCUGGCAGAUCAAAUAUUAAAAAAGCCAGGGAAAUCAAGGUAUUUGGACUAAAGUGACCUGUUUUUCAUUGGAGAGAGAGAGAGCAAGAGAGAAAGAGAGAGAGAGAGCGCAUUUAUUUAUAUCAAAGAAGGCUUGGUAAAUAACAGCCUUCAAAAAAUACAUGGCAUCAAAAAUUGACAGAACCAACUCCUCUGAUCAGAUUGCGACCAAUCUCACAAAUGGGACAUGAUGGUCUGUCUGAGAUACAAUAUUCCAAAUGGGACAUAAAUUGAAGUGCAAAAAAAUAAUUUUUUUUUUGAGAAAAAUAAUAGAUGAAAUAUAACAACUUUUGUGUUUUUGUAACAAACUUUUACAGAUCUUGAUCCCUCAGUAUAUUAAAAACUUCUUGGGGAUCAAUCUGACAAACUAAAGGGCUUUAAGGCUUACAGAAAAACUUGCUAACCAAAUACUGUUGCAUUAAAUAUGAAUUAAUGCAGAUUUAUUUUUAGAAUAUUUCAAAUUUAUAUCCCUUUUAGGGUAUUAUAUCCCAAACAAGCUACUGUGUCCCAUUUGGAAGAUUUGUCCCAAUCCGUUAAUAUCAAGUCAUUAGGUAUAUCAAUUACCUCAAAAACAUAUAUUAUGUAGCAAUCAAACCCACUGUUAUAUUUUUAUAUAGUUUAUGCUGCUAGUUGUACAUUUAUUGUUGGCUAUUUAUACAGAUCUGUUAAACAUGUAUAACAUUUCUACAUGUAGUAUGUUAUCAAUUUUCCUUUAAGCUCUUAUGCUGUUCUUAUAAACUGUACGUGUCCUCCUCACAACUGUCAAAGCCCAAUAUGCUUUCAGUACUUUAAAAAGUUAUUGUAAAUAAAGACU